This is a messenger RNA of Clupea harengus (Atlantic herring), 780 nucleotides long. RefSeq lists its product as uncharacterized. NCBI's taxonomy places the organism in Eukaryota, Metazoa, Chordata, Actinopteri, Clupeiformes, Clupeidae. The record is from RefSeq and is a predicted model, not a curated record.
UAAGCAGUGUAUAAAUAGGCCGCCCUUCUGCCUUAUUCUCAUAGACAUUAGAAGAGUGAAGAAACAGACUAACUGCAGCCAUGUUCUCCUUCAAGGCCGCUGUUACAUUGGCUGUCCUGGCCAUGCUUGUGGUGGCUGCUCAUUGUGGAUUUGGAGAAGGAACAAAUUCCUACAACUAUGACCUUUCCAAGAUGUCUGAGCUCAGGAAGCUGUACAACUCCAAGGUUUAUUUGUGUGACAGAAUGACACGACCUUUGAGUGGCAUGUCUAUCCAAAUCGGCAAACUCAGCCACUCUGGAGUCAGGGUAACUCUGGAGGAUGGCACCAAGUGGCUGGUGCACAAGGGGGAUGGGUACGGCAUCAGCAGCCAAACUGUUGUGGUGCAUGCUCGCCACAUGAGCAAUACCUGGAAGAUUAUCGAGACCAAGGAUUUUGGAGGCUCCAAGACCGUGUCAGAUUUUGUGAAAGCAGGAGGCACUGACUACAGCCUUAUUUUUGACAACUGCCAUGAUGCAUCUGGGCGAAUGAUGGGCGGUUAAGAUCACAUGAUGCAUCUGGGCGAAUGAUGGGCGAUUAAGAUCACAUUUGCAUUGGUGUCAGAUUUUAAAGUUUGGGGGUACAGUUUAUCAUUUACAAUUUACAAUUUACAAAUUACAAUUACUGAUAAUCAAUGCAAUUUUCAUAACAUAACAUUUACCAUGAGUGGUUUCACUGCUUUUCUUCAAAUUGUAAAGAGCAUAUGGUCCAUACUUUUGUUUGCAAUAAAGCCUUUCAUUUUAA